GGACCCCGCGUGAAAAAGCAGAGUUCGUCAUGGAUUCGAUAUCAAGACGACGGUCCCGCUCUGGAUCCAAAAGUCCGAGUCGGGACCGACGAUAUCAAUCCAGAACAAGCAGGUCGCGGUCUUUAGAGAGAAGGGCGCAUCGUGAACUUCCGGACACAAAACGAGCCACUCGGGGCCGCGAGCGAGCCUCCAAUCGUUCCGACAGCAGCUCCCCGGACAAGCGGCGGCCUCAGCAUCAACAUCGCGGCCGUUCUACUUCCAGAAGUGGCUCCGAGAGUGGAAGCAGGCGGAGAUUACUGCGUGUCAGGAGCAAGUCCAAGAGCAAGUCGCCAAGUUCUGAUUCAGAUCAUAAAGAGAGCGGGAGAACACCAGGCAUGCAGAGCCGGAGAGGAACAUCUCCAGAGAGGAGGAAGGGAAGGUCUUCCUCUUCUUCACACUCUCGGGAUGGAAGCUGUGACAGAGAGAGAAGACGACGCCAACGAAGCCUCAGCCGAGGGAGUCCAAACAGGGACAGGCAGAGACCGAGGGAGCGGGACAGACCGAGAGAAAGACAAUCGGAGAGAGACAAUCGGAGAAAUAGCCAAGACCGAGAGCGCGGGAGGAGCGACAGAGGCCGAGACAGAGAGAGACCUCCGUCCAGUUCUGCGGACUCCUCCGACAGCUCGGACGACGGCGGGGGCCGGGCGGUCAGGGAGAAGGACGACAAGAAAAAACAGAAGGAGAUGCUGAAGGCUCUGGAAACGCCAGAAGAGAAGAGGGCCAGGAGGCUGACGAAGAAAGAGACGAAGGAGAAGAAGAGGAGAGAAAAGAUGGGCUGGAGUGAAGAGUACAUGGGCUACACCAAUGCAGACAACCCUUUUGGGGACAACAACUUACUGGGCACGUUCAAGUGGCAAAAGGCUCUGGAUAAGAAAGGUAUUGGCCAUCUUGGAGAGAAGGAGCUGAAGGACAGGAACAAACGUAUACAGGAGGAGAACCGCAGAGAGCUGCAGAAGGUGAAACAGCUGCGUCUGGAGCGCGAGCGAGAGAAGGCCAUGAGGGAGACGGAGCUGGAGAUGCUGCAGAGAGAAAAAGAGGCGGAGCAUUUUAAGACCUGGGCCGAACAGGAAGACAACUUUCAUCUUCACCAGGCCAAACUACGGUCUAAGAUUAGAAUCCGUGACGGCCGUGCAAAGCCUAUUGACCUCCUGGCAAAGUACAUCAGUGCAGAAGAUGAUGAUCUUGCAGUUGAAAUGCAUGAACCGUACACCUUCCUCAACGGGCUGACCGUCACAGACAUGGACGACCUGCUGGAGGACAUUAAGGUCUACAUGGAGUUGGAACAAGGCAAGAACGUGGACUUCUGGAGAGACAUGACCACCAUCACCGAGGACGAGAUCAGCAAGUUGAGAAAACUGGAGGCCACAGGAAAAGGACCGGGCGACCGGCGUGACGGCAUCAACACGGCGGUGAGCAGCGACGUCCAGAUCGUGUUCAAAGGGAAGACGUACAGCCAGCUGCAGGCGCUGCAUCUCAACAUCGAGAGCAAGAUUCGUGCCGGGGGAUCCAACCUGGACAUCGGUUACUGGGAGAGUCUCCUUCAGCAGGUCCGAGUCUUUAUGGCAAAAGCAAGGCUGAGAGAGCGACACCAGGAUGUGUUGCGCCAGAAGCUGUUCAAGCUGAAGCAGGAACAAGGCGUGGACAGCGAACCUUUGUUCCCCAUUAUUAAGGAGGAGCCAGCAGGCGAGGACACAGCACCGGACCAAUCAGGAGAGGCAUCAUCAGCAGAGCCCUCGUCCAGCCAAAACGUCAACAAAGGGCCGGCAGGAGAGGACGAGGGCCCGUCCACGUCCACUGCGGAGGACAAGCAGGGGGAAGAAGGCGGGGACAAGAAGGAGGAGGAGGUGGAGGCCGUGUUGACCGAAGAGGAUCUGAUCCAGCAGAGCCAGGCCGAGUACGACUCGGGCCGCUACAGUCCGCCACUGCUCACCACCUCCGACCUGCCGCUGGACACGCACACCAUCACCCCCGAGGAGGACGCCACCCGGCUGCAGUUAGCACGCCAGCAGCUGCAGGUGACAGGCGACGCCAGCGAGAGCGCCGAGGACGUCUUCGUGCGGCGGGCCAAAGAGGGAAUGGGCACCGACGAGGCCCAGUUCAGCGUGGAGAUCCCCGUGACGGGCAAGAUGUACCUGUGGGCAGACAAGUACCGGCCCAGGAAGCCCCGCUUCUUCAACAGAGUCCACACCGGCUUCGAGUGGAACAAAUACAACCAGACCCAUUACGACUUCGACAACCCGCCCCCCAAGAUCGUGCAGGGCUACAAGUUCAACAUCUUCUACCCCGACCUCAUCAACAAGCGCUCCACCCCUCAGUACUUCCUGGAACCCAGUCCCGACAACAAAGACUUUGGGAUCCUACGCUUCCACGCCGGACCGCCGUACGAGGACAUCGCUUUUAAGAUCGUGAACCGAGAGUGGGAGUACUCGCACCGACACGGUUUCCGCUGUCAGUUUGCCAACGGCAUCUUUCAGCUGUGGUUCCACUUCAAGAGGUACCGCUACAGAAGAUGAAGUCAUCCGGUCCAAAAGUCCGCUUGGUAUGGGUCCAGUCUACAGCAGCUGUACAGUUCUUACAUAAUGCAAUCGCUUCUAAAAAAAAUAUACAUACAUUAAAGAUGUCCU
Molecule: messenger RNA, 2663 nt
Organism: Nerophis lumbriciformis (worm pipefish)
Lineage: Eukaryota; Metazoa; Chordata; Actinopteri; Syngnathiformes; Syngnathidae
Gene: cactin
Product: cactin
Biological process (GO): negative regulation of innate immune response; mRNA cis splicing, via spliceosome
Cellular component (GO): spliceosomal complex; cytoplasm
Molecular function (GO): protein binding
Source: RefSeq, a predicted model, not a curated record